GUAAUCACAAGAUCACGCCGCCCAACCCCCACCAAACCCUCGCAGGGCACGUUUGCAAUUCUCGAUAACUCGAUAAUAGUCGCGGCGACAACAAACAAGUCGCGGAGAAGGGGCAAAAUAAGAAAUGGACCUACCCCCGCGCCGUGCUCGGCCGGCGGUGCACCGCUUCUCGCUGCGGUACCUUCUCGUCGCGCCCGUCCUGCUGGCCACGCUCACCGGCUACGUGCUCUUUUUGCACAGCGACGUCAACAUGUACAUGCUCUAUUCGCAGUGCCACGCCCGCUCCCGGCUGCCCUGGCUCUCCCACAUCCCCGUCCUUGGAAGCCCCGCCUGUUUUCUGGUGAGCUUCUUCCAGGAGGCCGUUUCCUCCUCCUCGCAUGCAUCGAUCCGCGCCUCGAGCACCAUGGCCGCCAUUUUAUCGUUUAUCGCGGGCCUGCUGACCGUCAGCACCGUCGAGGCCGCCCGCAUCUGCAAUGCCCCGAGCAUCGUCAUCGCCUACCCGACGGGGCCGUGGAUCUUGUUUACCCUGAUCGGCGGCGCCAUCGUCUGGGAGCUGGUCAUCAUCCCGGCAUUUUUUCACCGCAGCCGCGCCAUCAGUGCCGCCCGGAAGGCGGGCCCGGGGGGAUCCCAUGCGCAGCUGCCGGCUGGGCCGGCCGACCCGACCUUUGGCGAGGCCAUGCGGCACCUGGGCCCCAACGGGCUCGCCGAGACGGUAGCCAUCCCCGUGGCCGUGGCGGUCGGCUUCGUGGUGCCAUCUCUCCUAAUGCUGGUGCUGGACAAUCCCGCCGCUGUCCUGGUCUGGCUCUUCUUUCCCGUGUUAGUCUCGCUCGUGCGCCAGGCCGUCCGGAGGCUGCUGGUGGUAAUCACUUUGUGGGCGCGCGUGGGCGGCCAAGAAAGGCGGUGGAACGGCAGCGGCAGCCUGCAUCUCGAAUCGGACCGGCGCGCCCUGGUCGCCGUGUACGCGCUGCCGGUUGCCUGCUCCAUCCUGGCGCACGGGUACUUGCUCUGGAGCCUGACGCGGCCCGACGACCGCAAGGAGAUGACGCGCUCCGUGCUCAAGUUCAUCACCAUCGACGCCUUCUUUGUCGGCCUGACGGUGCUGUAUUGGAUCCUGGUCGAGGCCGGGUGGAGGGUGGCGCUGGUCGUGGCGGGAGCUUCCGUGAUGCUGGGCCCCGGCGCCGGCAUCUGCAUCGGCUGGAUUUACCGGGAGCAGACGGUUGACCCGGACCGGAGCGUGACGGUUGUGGCGGUAGGGUCCAGGAGGGAGAGCGAAGACGCCAGUCCGUCGGAGGAAACCCCGCUGUUGCGGUGAGACGUGGAACGGGGGAGCUUUGAGGGGGUGAGAUGAUGAGCCAUAACCAAGCAAGCACUGUUGUUGUAUGUAACGUCUGAACGAUGUAUAUGAGCCUGUGACACCUUAAAAAUUCUCUGAUAUAUUCCUUCAUU
Parathielavia appendiculata is the source of this 1446-nucleotide messenger RNA. RefSeq lists its product as uncharacterized. The transcript has a single exon. The record is from RefSeq and is a predicted model, not a curated record. The coding region runs from base 125 to 1312 and encodes 395 amino acids. NCBI's taxonomy places the organism in Eukaryota, Fungi, Ascomycota, Sordariomycetes, Sordariales, Chaetomiaceae.